CUUCUUACUACCAAUCACCCAACCGCCCUUUGUUUCAAACCCGCCCACUUUAUCACCCACAUGAGAACCCAUAUGAUAAUGACUACCAAUUAAAAAAUGGGUCUGACUACUAUCCCUAUCAUGAGGAACCACCAUAUGAUACCCCGUCUCGAAACUUUGGAUAUUUUUCUAUAUCAAGACACUGAUGGGGAUAAUUAUUCUGAACCUCAUGAAGAGCAAAAUGACUACGACCAAUAUGGGCCUAUGUACAACAACGAACCUGAUCCACUCGUCGAAGAAAUCAUAAGAUUAGAACAGAAAAUUUUCUAUUUCGAAGAAGUUCUAUUUGCUGAAGGCUCCUGGUACGAACCACCCUACUUCUGUGACUACACCCUGUUUGCUGAAGAACAAAUUGAAGCAAAUAAGGUGGCAAUUCGAGAAAGAGCAAAACUUCUUGAAUCAGUCCGGAAGGAAAAGGAGUUUGAAAGGAGAUUAUGCGAAGGAUCAGAAUUGAUGCAGAAAAUGCUGGACGACUUCCAAAGAGAGAGACUAGAAGUCGAGCCUAAAGCUGAUAAAUUAGUCAAUGAUCUCUGUAAGGCUAUUGAGCUAAAACGCUCCCUCCAACCUCAAGAUCCACAAAUUGAAGAAGUUAAUGCUCAAAAAGAGGCUCUAGAACCUAAGACCAACCCUGAAUCAUUCAAUCAUCAAGUUCCAGUUCUAGAAGAUUCACCCAGUUCUGAACUAUCACAGAAACCCGAGAGCAUAACAACUCUCGCUAGGGCUAAUGUGGUGAUGUUACUUGAAUCCCUUCCUAGCCAAGUCCCAACCAGCAUAGUCGUACAGAAGGUGGAACCAACUAAGGGACCAGACUCAGAACCACCUAUGCUUAUUCAAGAACAGAAGGAGGAGGAAGUUUUUCCUAUGGCAACAAACGACCAUCUCCUUAAUUGUGUCGAAGACACACCUCCAGAGGAACCUGUGCUGGAGGAAAUUAGGCCCACUAUCUACCCCCAAGAUUCCAAUGUUCAAGAGUCUGAGGAGGAAUCUAUAGACGAGGAAAUAUUGUGCAUGGAAAAACCAACUUCAUCUAUAGAAACCUGUGCACAUAAUGCUUUAUCGGAAGAUUCCGACCAAACUUUCUUUGACUCCCAACUUGACGGGUGUGACUAUGUCUGCUCGAAGGAUGGUUGGAACUUAAAGCGUUGGGAUGAACUUCUGGUGAGUGACGGUGAGGACUCUUCCAUGGAGAUAAGAGAACCACUAGGAAUACCUUGCAGAGGAAGCGAAGAAGAGGUCCUGCACGUGGGGAAAAAUGCAAAGUUUCUACCAUCUUCAUUGCUCAUUGAUCCAGCAGUCCUGGUUGAAGUCAGCUACUGAGAGGAUUUUGACCUCCUCAGUAAAUUCUCUUUUUCUCU
Messenger RNA from Cuscuta campestris, 1394 nucleotides. Lineage: Eukaryota; Viridiplantae; Streptophyta; Magnoliopsida; Solanales; Convolvulaceae. The record is from the annotation of a GenBank genome assembly.